Messenger RNA from Vombatus ursinus (common wombat), 2570 nucleotides. RefSeq names its product sprouty RTK signaling antagonist 2 (gene SPRY2). The record is from RefSeq and is a predicted model, not a curated record. Lineage: Eukaryota; Metazoa; Chordata; Mammalia; Diprotodontia; Vombatidae. The transcript has 2 exons. Gene Ontology annotation, biological process: negative regulation of MAP kinase activity; negative regulation of Ras protein signal transduction; negative regulation of fibroblast growth factor receptor signaling pathway. The coding region runs from base 737 to 1687 and encodes 316 amino acids. Gene Ontology annotation, cellular component: membrane; cytosol.
CUCCUCCCCCUCCCCCUCCUCCUCCUCCUCCUCCUCCAAACACACAACAACAACCACCGCCACAAACUAGCUGCUGCUCCUCCGAAACGCCCAGAUUGCAAACCACAGAGCUGCCUGCAACAGAGAGAGGGAGAGAAAGAGAGAGGGAAAAGGAGGAGGAAGCAAAAGAGAGGAGAGCAGCUGCAGCCAGCUUUCACGGGCAGGAACGACUGCACAUUGCACAGGCUGCGUCUGCCAGGAGGAGGUCGAUACGAAACUUGGGGAUUUUGCUUAACUUCAUUUUCAGGUCAUUUUCUUGUACCGUUUUAUCGACUCGCCAGAACAACAAAGUGACUUGGUGUUGGCGAUUCGGCCUUCUGUUCAUUGAGGAAAAGGAAAAAAAAGGGGGGGGGGAAUACUCCUUGUGUUUUUCUUCUUUUAGGAAGAGAAGGGGAAAAGAAAAAGAAGGGGGAAAAAGAAACACCUUUCGCCCUUAGCCCGGAGUUUUUACUUAAUUGAAUCUAUCGGCGGGUUUCUUCGCUUUGGAUUUUCUUUUCAUUUCUAUUUUUCCCCUUCUGAUGGCUUGCAAGUUGGACUGAAGCAAAGUUUGGAAAGCAAAAGUUUGUUUUAGGGCUGGAUUUAUUUGCAAACCACAGGAAGAAGAAAAUACAAGGGAGAGAGGGGUUGGUGCAGAGCCGCGAUCACGGAAUUCAGAUGUGUUCUAAGCCUGCUGGAGUGAUCACCCUUCAGAAUCCUGAUGGAGACAAGAGCUCAGAAUGGCAGUGGGUCCCAGCCCUUGUUACAGGCUCCCCGUGACAGUGGCAGGCAGCAUGGGGAGCCUGACCUGAGAGAUGCUCUCACACAGCAGGUUCACGUGUUGUCACUGGACCAGAUCAGGGCCAUCCGAAACACAAAUGAAUAUACCGAGGGACCUACAGUAGCUCCACGACCUGGGGUCAAACCUGCCCCUCGACCUUCCACUCAACAUAAAAAUGAAAGACUCCAUGGAUUAACUGAGCACCGUCAACUUAGCAGGGUCCAACAUUCACAGACACAUUCUUUUGUUCGGGCACCUCUGUCUCGAUCCAUCAGCACUGUGAGUACAGGGUCGAGAAGCAGUACAAGGACAAGUACCAGUAGCAGUUCCUCCGAACAAAGACUUUUAGGAUCAUCCUUUUCUUCUUCAGGGCUAGUUGCUGAUGGAAUAAUCCGGGUGCAGCCCAAAUCUGAGCUCAAACCAGGUGAACUGAAGCCCUUGAGCAAGGAAGACUUGGGUAUGCAUGCCUACAGGUGUGAGGAUUGUGGGAAGUGUAAGUGUAAGGAAUGCACCUAUCCAAGGCCUCUGCCAUCAGACUGGAUCUGUGACAAACAAUGUCUUUGCUCAGCUCAGAACGUGAUUGAUUAUGGGACUUGUGUAUGCUGUGUGAAAGGCCUCUUUUAUCACUGCUCCAAUGAUGAUGAGGAUAACUGUGCUGACAACCCCUGCUCUUGCAGUCAGUCUCAUUGCUGUACUCGGUGGUCUGCCAUGGGGGUCAUGUCUCUCUUUCUGCCUUGUUUGUGGUGUUAUCUUCCAGCCAAGGGUUGCCUUAAGUUGUGCCAGGGGUGUUAUGACCGAGUUAACAGGCCUGGGUGCCGCUGUAAAAACUCAAACACAGUUUGCUGUAGAGUUCCCAGCGUCCCACCUAGGAACCUUGAAAAACCAACAUAGCAUCAUUAAUCAGGAAUACUGCAGUGAUAAUAAGAACUAUUACUCUCACUCUCACUCUCUCUCUCUCUCUCUCUCUCUCUCUCUCUCUCUCUCUCUCUCUCUCUUUCUGUCUCUCUUCCUCCCUCUCCUGCCCCCUCUCUUUCUUAACACAUAUGCAACCAACUAAACAGUUAUAAUCUUGGCACUGUUAGUAAGGGUUGGGAUAUACUUUGCUGUUUGCAGUGAAAUGCUUUUUUUGUGCGUGUGCCAUCUUAACUGAUAGGCUUGUUAGAACACAGCUAAUGGAGCUCAAAAUAUGGGAUACAGAACUUGGUGACCCACAUAUUGCAUAAGCUAAAGCAACACAGACACUCCUAGGCAACUUUAUCAUUUGUGAAUAGUACUUGCAAAGUUUGUAAAUUAGCAAAUGACUCCUUUUUCCAUUGUUUUCUGCCAGAGAUAAUGUGCUAUAUUUUUGUAUAUACAAUAAUAUUUGCAACUGUGAAAAAACAAGUUGUGCCAUAAUGCAUGGCACAGUCACAAAAUAUUAUACUAAUAUGUUGUACAUUCGGAAGAAUGUGAAUCAAUCAGUAUGUUUUUAGAUUGUAUUUUGCCUUACAGAAAGCCUUUAUUGCAAGACUCUGAUUUCCCUUUGGACUUCAUGUAUAUUGUACAGUUACAGUAAAAUUCAGCCUUUAUUUUCUAAUUUUUUUCAACAUAUUGUUUAGUGUAAAGAAUAUUUAUUUGAAGUUUUAUUAUUUUAUAAAGAAGAAGAAUAUUUAUUUUAAGAGGCAUCUUACAAAUUUCACCCCUUUUAUGAGGACGUGAUAGUUGCUGCAAGUAAGGGGUUACAGAUGCAUAUGUUCAAUAUAAAAUAGAAAAUAUAUUAACGUUUGAAAUUAAA